CGCUAGGACCGAGCACGGUCAGUGCUGUCAGUGCCGGGCUAUGGACGCCCCCGGGGCCCAGGACGCCACCGCCGCCCCGGGCAGGAAGGAGCUGAAGAUCGUGAUCGUGGGCGACGGCGGCUGCGGCAAGACCUCAUUGCUCAUGGUGUACAGCCAGGGCUCCUUCCCCGAGCACUAUGCCCCGUCCGUGUUCGAGAAGUACACUGCCAGCGUGACUGUGGGCAGCAAGGAGGUGACCCUGAACCUCUACGACACGGCCGGACAGGAAGACUAUGACCGCCUUCGGCCCCUCUCCUACCAGAACACCCACCUCGUGCUCAUCUGCUAUGACGUCAUGAAUCCCACCAGCUACGACAAUGUCCUCAUCAAGUGGUUCCCCGAGGUCACGCAUUUCUGCCGAGGGAUCCCCAUGGUACUCAUUGGCUGCAAGACGGAUCUGAGGAAGGACAAGGAGCAGCUGCGGAAACUGCGGGCCGCACAGUUGGAGCCCAUCACCUACAUGCAGGGACAGAGCGCCUGCGAGCAGAUCCGGGCCGCGCUCUACCUGGAGUGUUCCGCCAAGUUCCGGGAGAACGUGGAGGAUGUCUUCCGAGAGGCCGCCAAGGUCGCCCUCAGCGCCCUGAAGAAAGCCCAGCGGCAGAAACAACGCCGGUUCUGCCUGCUGCUGUGACCUGUGGGGCCCUGGGCACCAGGCUGCAGGGCCCCCGCCAGGAGACAGGGCCCGAGACCCUUCCUCCCUACUUCCAGCUCGUGCAGGGCACUCGGAGUUGGACAUCUCCAGCAUCUGGUGUUUGGGGCCUGUGGUUGGACUUGUGGAUCAUUCUGGAACUCUCUCCUUUCCCAGCUGGGGCUUCUGACCACGAACUCGCCUCUAGGCUUACACUCAAGCCAUGGCCCCAAGGUGAAUGAGGAUGCUGGAUUCACGUCCUCUGUGCCCGGGAACCACACAUUCUGCAGGGCCUGGGCCACGCAUUUGUCCCCAGGACUCAAGAGUGCCCUCACCAUGGCUUCCACCGGCCAUGCUGGGCCCCUCUCUGCACGCCCAGUUGAUGCUUGACAUUAAAACUAUGGCUGGUACGCAGGCAGACGUGGACUUGGCAGGGUUCCUGUGGGAUCCCCAGGCUGCCCGCUCCCUGGGAUCCCGAGAUAGGCACGGCCGUAUACACCACUUCUUCCUUCCCCCAGGAACUCGGGGGCCGUGACAGGGCCAGGGCCCAGGGCCUAUCAGGAGAACGCAGGCCACAGCCCCGGAUAUGGGGCCGGCACCACCCUCCCUCUCCUCCUGGCCCAAACUGCGGACUCCGCCUUGGCCUUCAGCUUGGACACCAUCAUUUCAGAGCUGGGCACACGGGCCCAAGGAGGAGAGGAAACCAUCCUUCAAAAGGCAGAAAGUAUACUCCUUGUACCCCAGUCUGAUCCCUGCUGCAGGACUCCUUACACCUAACCCCACUGUCAGGAAGUCAAGGUGAAACGUGCCAUCCAUUCCUGGUGACCUGGGUCAGGUCAGUUCUUAGACUCUUUCCCAUCUGCAGUGGGCAGUAGUCCAUUUAAACUGUCACUGAGCUGCCCUCUGGCCCUAACAGCUUCCACUUGUACCAGAACGUGGGGUUCUGGAGCUGAGGCCAUCCUUGCCUGGUCUCCUGCGGAAAAGGACAGGAUCCACCCCCGCCCCACACGAUGGGUUUCUCAGAGCUGGUCCUCUUCGGACCACCUGUGUCACCAACAGCCAGGAGGGUACUUGUUAAACUAUAGACCCCUGGGCCCUGGGCCACCUUCCGGAAAUUCUGGAGUGGGGGUGGGGGUGGGGGUGGUGCAGGCUUUUUUAAACAAGUGCUCCAGAUGAUUCUAAAGCCCAUCAGGGACUAACAGUUGCUCAGUUCUGGAGUGAGGACCAGGAGUCUGCGUUACCUAAGAUGGGAUCAUGGCUCCAAGCGGCUCCUGCCCCCCUUGUCCAAUGCUGGGUUCCCCACUAAGCCUGAGCCUCAGAAGCCAGGCUGCCAGGCAAGGAGACUUCUGAAAUGCAUCCAUUCUACCUAGGUUCCCAAACACCCUGUCAUGCUCUGGGGAUCAAUAGAGGAAUCAGACCAAGGACCUCUUAUUCUAGCAGGACCCAAAGACUUGUGCACACAUGAUGCUCUAGGACAGGGGUCGGGAAACUAUGACCUGUGAGUCAAAUCUGGCCGCUGCCAGUUUUUGUGAAUAAAGUUUUAGUGGAAGACAGCCACAUCCAUUCAUUUCUGUAGUGUCGGGCUGCCCUCACCCUACAACUGUAGAGCUGAGUAGCUGCAACAGAGUCAGCAUGGCCUGCAGAGCCUAAAAUAUUUACCAUCUGGCCGUUUUCAGAAAAGGGCUGACUUCUACUCUAAAGCAAACCGAUGUGCCUAAAGGGCCAGAUGGCAGACCUGAACAGGGAAGGAGGGCAGGUAUAAAAAGGAGAGGCGGGGCCUGCAACAAAGUAGAAAGGCCGGCUCAACCCUGGCCAAGUGCUGUCCUGCAGGAAUGUUGCCACAUCUCUACAUUUUUCUAGGGAAAGUAGAAAUUGGUUUUUUAUGUGGAAUCUCACUGAGGUGAGAGGGAUAAGGGGAGGGAGGAUCUCGUAUUUUAAAAAUGUAACAAAAACAAUUUUUUUAAAUCCCACUGAGGGCCAAACAUGUAUGUGGGCAUCAGCUGUGAAUUCUGGUCUAAGUGGAUUUGUAGGGACGUCUCUAAGGGCAGCUGAGGCCCAUGAGUGAGACGGGGCAGAACAUUCAACUGAACCCACUGGCUUCUCCACCCUCACCACUAGUAGAAGAUCUAACGCCAGGUGACCAGACAUUCCUUGGCCUCAGAUGUGGCCUCUUGAGGGGUGGGCCUGGUCAUAACUCCCGGAACAUUCCAGAACCUCUGGGGAGAAGGGAGGGAGAUGGGGAGUAGGUGACCUCCACGAUGGCUUAAAUCCCUGGCAGGCUGAGGGUCUUGGUCCCACUCCCUGAGUACUCACUGCAAGAAUCUGAGGAGGUGGUGGAGGUGUGAGGGUCAGGAAACUCCCAAAAGCCGACCCAAACUUUCAGUGUCAGAACCACUCUCAGUUACAACAAUCCAGAGGCUGGAGCGCCCUCUGGUGGUAACCCUCAAAACCCAUCGGUGUCAUUCCAAGAGGCCAAGCCCUCCAGGCCUUAGGGAGCGAGCAGGCCCCCUUUCCCCACCAACAGGAGGAAGACUCAGGAAGCAAAAAAAAGAGGAGGAGGCAAAGACAGACAGUGGUUCUCUGAGAACUUAAAUAACCCCUGCCACGGCGGGAGCUUACAGCAGAAGCGGUGUGGCCCAGGGCAGGGUGCUCCACAGGAAGCUCAGGGCUUCAUUCAACCCCAUGCCUGGGACUCAGUAAGUAGCAGGUCAGCAUAAAUCCAACCCCAGCGAGGCACAUCCAAACCCCAACCUGAGGGGCUCAAAUGACGGGAGGGAGGGCAGCCGGGCUCCCUGAGGCUUUAGGCCCCUCCCCAGGAAGACUGGCCCAGUCUUGGCCACUACCACAGGCCAUGGGGAAAGCCUCCGGUUCCUGGGGAGUUGGGGGGACCUGGUAUUAAAUAUGCUCAUAAAUAGGGAGGCUGGGUGGGCUAAUACUGUGUGGACGGGCUGGGCUCACAUUCCUUGUGUUGGGCCGGGGACCGGCGCCUCGGCCCUGCUCCCCAUGACACGCUGGCUCAAGAUUACUGCAGCCAGUGGUCAGGGGCACUGCUGGGGAGGAUGUCGGCAGCAGAGGUGCCGACCAGAAUCCCCCCACGGUCCUAAAGUCCAGGGGCCCGAGGGGCACAAGAGUCCUGUGGCUCAGGGCUUCUCUGUCUUAUUUCUGUUCUUCUGGAGUUUGGCGUGCACGACUUUAAGUGUGGUCAGAAAGUUGCCAAGGAAGAGGACGAGAAACGUCAGCGCCAGGACAAACACCUGAGGAGGCACCCAGAAAAGGUGGGGGGAGAGGGAAGAGGGGUAUGAACCAGAUAGAUGAUUUAAGCUCUGACCAGCCCCCACCGCUAGAAUGCCCCCCACCCCAG
Molecule: messenger RNA, 4028 nt
Organism: Trichechus manatus latirostris (Florida manatee)
Lineage: Eukaryota; Metazoa; Chordata; Mammalia; Sirenia; Trichechidae
Gene: RHOF
Product: ras homolog family member F, filopodia associated
Exons: 5
Coding region: 41-670 (209 amino acids)
Biological process (GO): small GTPase-mediated signal transduction
Cellular component (GO): cytosol
Molecular function (GO): protein kinase binding; GTP binding; GTPase activity
Source: RefSeq, a predicted model, not a curated record